AUGGCCGAAGUCGGCGAGGACAGCGGCGCCCGCGCCCUGCUGGCGCUGCGCUCCGCGCCCUGCAGCCCCGUGCUGUGCGCCGCGGCCGCCGCCGCCGCCUUCCCCGCCGCCGCGCCCCCGCCGGCCGCCGCACCCCCACCCGGGCCGCCGGCGCAGCCUCCGCAGCCCCCGCCCGGGCCGCCGCCGCCGCCACCGCCGCCACUGCCGCCCAGCGCGAUCGCGGGCUCCGGCUCCGGCUCGGGCGCGGGUGCGGCGCCGGCCCUGGUGGCUGCGGCGGCCGCUUCGGUGCGGCAGAGCCCAGCGCCCGCGCUGGCGCGCCUAGAGGGCCGCGAGUUCGAGUUCCUCAUGCGGCAGCCCAGCGUCACCAUCGGCCGCAACUCGUCGCAGGGCUCGGUGGACCUGAGCAUGGGCCUGUCGAGUUUCAUAUCGCGGCGCCACCUGCAGCUCAGCUUCCAGGAGCCUCACUUCUACCUGCGCUGCCUGGGCAAGAACGGUGUCUUCGUGGACGGGGCCUUCCAGCGGCGCGGCGCGCCCGCCCUGCAGCUGCCCAAGCAGUGUACUUUCCGAUUCCCCAGCACAGCCAUAAAGAUCCAGUUCACAUCACUAUACCACAAAGAGGAGGCUCCGGCCUCCCCUCUCCGGCCGCUCUACCCACAGAUCUCACCUCUCAAGAUCCACAUCCCGGAGCCGGAUCUCCGGAGCCUGGUCAGCCCCGUGCCCUCCCCAACUGGCACCAUCAGUGUCCCCAACUCCUGCCCGGCCAGUCCUCGUGGUGCUGGGUCCUCAGGUUACCGCUUUGUCCAGAACGUGACUUCGGACCUGCAGCUGGCAGCAGAGUUUGCAGCAAAGGCCGCCUCGGAGCAGCAAGCAGACACCUCAGGAGGGGACAGCCCCAAGGAUGAAUCGAAGCCGCCGUACUCAUACGCGCAGCUGAUCGUACAGGCCAUCUCCUCGGCCCAUGACCGGCAGCUGACACUAAGUGGCAUCUACGCCCAUAUCACCAAACAUUACCCCUACUACAGGACUGCCGACAAGGGCUGGCAGAAUUCUAUCCGACACAACCUCUCUCUGAACCGUUACUUUAUUAAAGUCCCACGUUCCCAGGAGGAGCCUGGGAAAGGGUCUUUUUGGCGAAUAGACCCUGCCUCAGAAGCUAAACUUGUGGAACAGGCAUUCCGGAAACGGAGGCAGAGAGGCGUUUCCUGCUUCCGCACUCCCUUUGGGCCUCUGUCCUCAAGGAGUGCCCCAGCCUCACCCACUCACCCUGGGUUGAUGUCCCCUCGUUCAAGUGGCCUGCAGACUCCAGAGUGUGUGUCUCGAGAGGGCUCACCCAUCCCACACGACCCCGACUUUGGGUCAAAGUUAGCUGCUGUUCCAGAGUAUCGGUAUUCCCAAAGUGCACCCGGCUCACCUGUUAGUGCCCAGCCAGUGAUCAUGGCUAUGCCUCCCCGACCAUCCAGUUUGGUGGCCAAGCCUGUGGCCUACAUGCCAGCCUCCAUAGUGACUUCACAGCAGCCUGCUGGCCACGCGAUCCACGUCGUGCAGCAGGCCCCCACGGUCACCAUGGUUAGGGUGGUCACCACCUCUGCCAGCUCUGCCAAUGGGUACAUCCUGGCCAGCCAGGGCUCAGCAGGAGGCUCCCAGGACGCUGCAGGCACAGCUGUGCUGGACCUGGGCAGUGAGGCCAGAGGCCUGGAAGAGAAACCCACCAUCGCAUUUGCCACAAUCCCCACAGCCAGCGGAGUGAUCCAGACAGUGUCCAGCCAGGUGGCCCCUGGAGUCCCCGGACACACAGUCACCAUUCUGCAGCCAGCCGCACCAAUGGCCAUUGGGCAGCACCACCUUCCCGUCCGGGCCGUCACACAGAACGGAAAGCAUGCUGUGCCUACGAACAGUCUAGCUGGCAGCGCCUACGCCCUUACCAGCCCCCUGCAGCUCCUGGCAGCCCAGGCGAGUUCGUCCACACCAGUGGUGGUCACCCGGGUGUGUGAGGUGGGACCCGAGGAGUCAGCAGCAGCUGGCACAGCAGUGGCCACUGCUAUACCAGCCACCACCACCGGCACCACUGUCACCUCAGCCUCUUCCACUGGCGAGCCCGAGGUCAAAAGGUCCCGGGUAGAAGAGCCCAGUGGGACUGGAACUACACAGGCCGGGGUCAUCACAGCCACUGGCCCCCAGGGGCCGAGCCCUGGGGAGUGAUAUCACCUGCACCGGGUAGAGUGGGACUCACCCAGCAGCGCCCAGAGCUGGGCCUGGCAGUGCCAGUGGCCGCGCCCACAGACACAGGAGCUAACAGUGGCCUGCAGUGCCCAGUGAGCAGGUGGCUCAGCAGCAGCAGCCCCUGGACACAUCUAGCCCUUUCCAUUUUAUCUCCUGUCCUCUCAUGGUUCAAAACAAAAACACAUAAACAAGUUCAGACAACUGAUUGUAUGAUUCUGGGAAUUCUUUGUUUUUUCUCCUCUUCCCUCAGCACCAUAUCCUCUCCCCAGGCCUCUGUCAGGGGCAUGGGGAGAAGGUUGUAGCUCAGCAUGUCCAGGAAUGUGUCAGACGCCCCCCACGAGCAGAAUAAGGCUCCGUGGCUUCUGUGUCUGGUUGAAGGAACAGCCUCAUCCCAGGAGGCUGGACAGAAGUGGCCAGUACACACCAAGGUCCACACAGGAAGGAUGCCAGGUGGCCGCAUGCCUGUCAGGAGCAGCCUGGGAACCGGCAGAGGAAGGCAGGAGCAAGCUGACUGCACACUGUUCUGUGGUGUCUUUUCCCCAAACGUGAUGUAGAAAGUAUCAGCAUUAAUUUGGAGGGGCCCAGGUUUGGCUUUGGACCCCAACUUUCUUAUUUUAUGUAAACAUGGAAUUUAGGCUGAGUCAUAAAUCUGAAACAAACAAAAAAGAUAAUUAUUUUUGACAUGUUAUUUUGUUUUUAUCUUCAGACAGUUUAACAACUGUGGGUGUGGGGUUCUCACUGGCAUUAGGCCCCCUGGAGAGUAAACCUGCCACCACUCUGUCUGCUAACUUCAAGUAAGAUGGACGGCGUCCUGCCUGGUGUCUACGAGGAUGAAAGAUCAGACCUGAGCCAGCCCUCUUGCACCUGGCACUAGAGGCAGGAGGACCUGCCGUGUUCACCAGUGGUUUUGUCGUCCUGAGGUUGAUGGAUACAGUGGGACCCACCAGUGCCAAGCGCAGUCUGCCCCAUGCUGCUUGUCCCCAGAUUACAGCUUCCUGACCACCGGGUCUAAUCUACUGUCAUAAAUUUGAAUGCUUUUUUCUCCCUGACCUGAAGCACUAGGGCCCUGGUCAGCCAGCAGAAAGGAGACUUCUGUGCAGCAGUCGGUGAGCAGGCUGUGCCCCCCAUGAUCCACUCCCGCUAACUGACUUGGCUUUGUAGCCAGCACACUGAGAACCACAGGACAGGCUGCUCUGAGUGAUCAUGCCGCUCCCGGGUCCCCUCAGGAUGUCCCUGUACCAGAGCCAGGGCUGGCUAGUGUUUGGCCCAAUUUGGGGAUGAGAUUGGAGUCCUUCAGCUUCUCACAUUUUCAGGAAAUGCUACAUGCAUCUACAUAAAGAUUGACUUUAAGUUUUGCCAGUCAGUCUGAUACUGAGCAGACCACAACUAGAAAGGACAAAUUUGAGAGGUCCAGAAGUCUCAGAUGAGUGGCUAUUGUUAGAAGUAGCCUGUCCUCAGCAUCCCAGCCUCCCACCAGCCUCAGCCAUGGCCCUGGUAGAGAAGCUGCAGAAAGAUCCAGUUUCCUGGAGAGUGUCUGAGGGAACAGCAGAUGGUCCCGCAAGAACCAGGACCUAAGUGGGCAUGGGCUGCUUUAAAGGGACAAUGCCUUUCAAAAUGAUUCUGAGGUGGUGCAGGAAGACUGGCAGCCACUGUGACCCGGCCACAGCCACACCAGGGCCACUGCCCCCCAGGACACGUGUAGAAUGUCUGCCUUGUGUCUGGGCGGGGAAAAUCCCCAUUCUGUUGUUUUUUAAGCCCCUCUAAUCAGUUGUUUCUAUGGCACUAAACUCUAAGUAGGAAAUAAGCUCUUUUUUGCAGUCCAUACCU
Messenger RNA from Nycticebus coucang (slow loris), 4047 nucleotides. It is a transcript of the gene FOXK1, whose product is annotated as forkhead box K1. The transcript is spliced from 9 exons. Gene Ontology annotation, biological process: regulation of transcription by RNA polymerase II. The record is from RefSeq and is a predicted model, not a curated record. Gene Ontology annotation, molecular function: protein binding; DNA-binding transcription factor activity, RNA polymerase II-specific; RNA polymerase II cis-regulatory region sequence-specific DNA binding. Bases 1 to 2199 code for a protein of 732 amino acids. Lineage: Eukaryota; Metazoa; Chordata; Mammalia; Primates; Lorisidae.